UGUGUGUGUGUGUGUGUGUGUGUGUGUGGGGGAGGAGGAGGAGGAGGGGAUGCGUCUCAGCUCAUCUGCAAAGUGCAGUGCAGAUCUGCGGCACGGAGCAGCAGGGCGGCGGCAGCGAGGAGACACAAGUGCUGAAGAGAAGUUUAUCCGGACAGGACUCUCUCCCACCCGGAGCCGCUCCACCACCCGCCGCCCAGAGAGGCCAGAAUCCGGCUAGAUGGCCAGUCCAGGGGCAGAGGCAGGACGGCACCUCCAUCUGCAGCAGCUGCAGCAGCAGCAGUGUGCCGAGUCAGCCUCGGAGCCGGCCGUCCGAGAGUCUCAGAGAUGGAUUGAGGCUGUCACUGGCAGGAAUUUUGGGGAGAAGGACUUCAGAGGUGGUCUGGAUAACGGCAUCCUGCUGUGCGAGCUGCUGAGUUCUAUUAAACCAGGUCUUGUGAAGAAGAUAAACAGGUUGCCUACUCCAGUAGCUGGCCUGGAUAACCUGGCACUCUUUCUGAGAGGUUGUGAGGAGUUGGGACUGAAGGGCUCUCAGCUGUUUGACCCCGGAGACCUGCAAGACACACGCACCAACAACAAGAGCUCAGACUGCAACAGGAAGCUGAAAAAUGUUCUAAUCACCAUCUAUUGGUUGGGCCGGGCAGCCAAUAGCAGUGCCACCUACAACGGGCCCACUCUGGACCUAAGAGAGUUUGAAGGGCUGCUGUCACAGAUGCGAAAGGAGGGGGAGGACUGGGACAGUCCUAAGCGCAGUAUCAGGGACAGUGGUUACAUUGACUGCUGGGAGUCUGAGCGCAGCGAGUCUUUGUCGCCGCCGAGGCACGCGCGGGACGACUCCUUCGACAGCCUGGACUCCAUCGGCUCACGCUCACGCCACACCCCCUCUCCCGACGGCCUGCUCGCCCGCGGCUCCAGCGAUGGCCGUGGCAGCGACUCGGAGUGUGACAUUCCCCACAGAAAGCUGCCGGACAUGCGGCGGGAUGAUAUGCUCGCACGGCGGACCUCGUGCAGCGAGCCACGAACUGCCUUGCCAUUUAACCAAUACCUGCCCAACAAGAGCAACCAGACGACCUACAUGCCCACACCACUGCGACGGCAGCGCACUGAGCGUGAGGACAACCGGAAAAGCUGGAGCAAUGCCACCUCCCCUAUAGGAGGAGAAAGACCUUUCAGUGAAAGUCAUUGUCUCACUCUAGAAUCGUUUCCCUCAGUAACCAGUGUAGACCCUCAGUAUGUAGAUUUAGCCUCUGAAGACUAUCCCUCUAAAAACCUCCUGUCUGAAGACUGUCACUCAAAAACUGACUCCCCCCUUGCUGACACCAAACUUUUACCCAAAACCCCACAAACUAGAGACUCCCAUCCCAGCGUAUCUCCAUCCCCUCCAUCUUCAGAAACCCAGGAGUCAGAGUGUACAGAAGAUGAUGAUCCAGAAGAGGAAAAGGAGAAGACAUCACUUACACCUAUUCAGAACCUGGCUUCCACCAUUGAAAGUCCAUUGUCCACUGUGGAAAAUGGAGAAGAAACUGACGAAAACAGCAUUUCCCCGAAGACCACCUCUCCUACACAGCUGAACGAUACAGGAAUACUCCAUCAUGAGUCAAGUACCACCACUGAUAUAAGGAGUAUGAGUAUGAUUGACAUGAGGAAUGAAGAGGACACCAUGCUGCCACCUCACAGUCAGGUUCGUCAUGAGCUGAUGCACGGCCAGUACACCCGGAUGAAGGAGGAGGAGAGCCACUGGCAGGACGACCUGGCACGUUGGAAGAGUCGCAGGAGGAGCGUGUCUCAAGACCUUAUAAAGAAAGAAGAGGAGAGGAAGAUGAUGGAAAAGCUGUUGAAUAAAGAGGACUACACACAGAGGCGAAAGAGUAUAAAGACAUACAGAGAGAUUGUCCAGGACAAGGAGCGGCGUGAGCAUGAGCUUCACGAUGCCUACCUGAGGGCUAGAACUCCAGAGGAGGCAGCUGCAGUGCUGGAGCGCUACGCUCAGCGUUUCACCAUCAGCGAGGCCGUUCUGGAGCGUCUCAAACUGCCCAAGUUGCUGGAGCGCAGUGUAUCAGCUGACCCCACACGGCUCCCCACCUCGCCCACCACCCCCGACCCCUUCACCUCCCCUUCUGGCCCGCUGCAGUACCUGCGGCAACAGUCACUGCCCACGCCCAAAUUCACCGCCACCGUAGAGGCCCGGGUAACAGGGUACGGAGCAGAGCAGGGGGAAGUGAGAGGAAGCUCAAGACCCUCCCAUUCAGGACGGAGUGGACCGUUUCAUGCCCCCACACCCUACGGGCAGGGCAAAGCGGUCAGCACUGGGUCAAGAUCGGCCAAGCGGGACGAAAUGGAGCGAGUGAACGGUGAAGCAGAAGAUGGUCACAGUGCCAGAGAGGAGGAGAGAGAGCAGGAUGUACAGAGAGAACGAGAGCGAGAGGAAGACUCUUCUCCUCUAGUGUUCUACCCAUCGCUCUCCCAGAACACAGGAGACUCAGACAGCACAGAACACUCCGUCUCAGAGACUCCACUUUCGGACAGAUACACAACCUCACACACACUGAUACACACUCCUGAGACAGAGUGUGUGGAGAGAGCAGACCCACAGGCAGCUGGACAGUGUGAGAUGCUGCCAGAAGCACAGAGUCAGGAGGAAGAGGAAAGAGAGAAAGAGCAGACGCCCAGCCGGCCUACAUCUUUACCUACGUUGCCAGCUGAGGUUGAGGAGGUUCCACAGACCAGGGAUGAGUCUUCACCCCAAAAAGAGGAGGAGCCCGGGACAGAAGCAUUACAAGAGAGUGAACAGUGUCCAGAGGAACAGACUGGGGAGAAUACUGAAUUGGCUGUAAUUAGUCAAAAUGGCACAAUCCAGACUCCAGAGAAGACACAGACUCCCACUCCCAUCGACACUGCAGCUAAAGAGGUCAGACCUGUACUGGAAUCUCCUCAGAGACCUGCAUACAAACCAAAACCGGCCAGUCCAGACCAACCUAAACACAAAACAGUCUGUGAACCUCCGGCAACAGAGCUGGACAACAGUGCCCAGCUUACACCGUUGUCCAGUAACCCUAAGUUACGCUGGGACUUCUUCACCUCAUCAGAACCUGCAGAGAAGCAGCACGGGAAUGUCGCUCCCGCGGUUUUGAAUCUGGUGAAGCGGGGUGAGCACUUUUCAUGGGACCCCGAGGAAGAGCGCAAACGGCAGGAAAGGUGGCAGCAAGAGCAGGAGCGCAUGCUUCAGGAAAAGUACCGUCGUGAGCAGGAGAAGCUGAAGCAGGAAUGGGAAAAGGCUCAGAAGGAAGUGGAAGAAGAAGAGAGGAGAUACCAUGAAGAGGAGCGCAAAAUCCUAGAGGAGACAGUGGCCCCUUUGACACCACAUUCACCUAUUCCACCUUCCCCCUGCUGGCAGGAGACCACCCCUCUUUGUGGCAGCCCCGCACAACACAGCAUUGUACGUUCACUGGCCGACUGGGAACGCAGGCAAGAGGAGCUGGAGAAGCAGACAACGGGGACCACUGAAAAAAGACAAAGGGAAAAGGAGAGGAGUGAAGCGACAGGGACAAAACAGGAGCUUUCCUGGAGCACUGGAAGCCCUCAACAACAGAGCAGUGACCAGCAGGUGGGUCAGCCCAAUGGACAGAGAGAAGGCACAGGAGUUCACAGCCAAGAAUCAGAGCAACAGCCGCCCAGUCAGAGUCUCUCAUGGAGUGAUAAGACUGAAAAUCAACAGCAAUCAUCAGAUUCCUGGCAAAAGAGUGGUUCACUGGACUGCAACAGGAAUAUACAGCCAGCAACUGCAGGGCGUAGAAGGUCUGACUCCAUAGAACAUGCUGGUGCAAAGUCAUCACAUUCAUCUUCAUCAUACACAGACACACAGCAGCCUCCUUCAUCACCAAACAGAUCCGUCAGUGGAAAGAAGCUGUGUUCGAGUUGUGGUCAUCCACUCGGCAAAGGAGCAGCCAUGAUUAUUGAGACUCUCAGCCUUUACUUCCACAUUCAGUGCUUUAAGUGCGGGAUCUGUAAGGGACAAUUAGGUGACACCACCACUGGAACGGAUGUGAGGAUCCGUAAUGGUCUGCUGAACUGUCAUCAGUGCUACAUCCGCUCCCGCUCUGCUGGACAGCCCACCACCUUGUGAGCAGGCUUUGUGUUUCAGGACCACAGUCUCUCUUACCCUCUACCAUGUCCGACAGUCAGCCCACCUGUAUGUUUGGUUAAGAAUAAUGCAAUAUUUUUUACGUAAAUUUUUUUUUUCCUUAAGCCCAAUGCCAAACGUGUGGCUGCCAAUGAGUAGGUGUACGAGAUUGUUAAAAGCCUGGUGCUGUCUUCAAGGGUAAAAUAACCAAAUCCUAUCUGAUCCAUUUCUGGGGCUGCAGUGGUUUAGUUCUUUAACAGAUUGUUCUAGGCAAUAGGCUUCUGUCACUUCUCUAAGUAAAUGUAUUUAUAAUUUUAUAAAAAUAUUUAUAAUUUGUUUAAGUUGGAGGUAUGGCAAGGAUAAAACACGUUACCAAUACUGUUUAUGUUUAUCACAAAAGCCCAUAUUAAGCUCAAUUUUGGCUCCAGAUGGAUCUAGUUCUGUUCUUUUUCUAUAUUUACUUUCCUGCUUCUUGUAACUGGAGAAAGCCUAGAAUUAUGGCCGCACUUGAUCGAUCGAUGUGAAGCCGUGUCUAAGUGGAGGCUGCAGUCGGUAGGCGGCACUGUACAAGCAAACAUUGAGGCUGUCUGCGCAGGCUGGUGAAGUCCUUAUUGAUGGUAACAGAAUUUAUCAAAUGAUAUGUCAGUCCUAAAUAGGACAGCUUCUGGGAUGUAAUGUACAAGAAAUCCAACCUUCUACACCAUCUCCUUGACCAUGAGACAAAAGUAUAGUAUCUCCCCUCUGGGGAGGCUCCAUUUAACACUGCACUGCCUAGUUUGUAUUUGGUUACUCCAUCUAUACCCUGCCUUCACUCAUUCAUGAUCACAAACAUACCUGCAACAAAUUCUGUACCUAUCAUCUUACUCUUAUAUCUUAUACAUUGGUAUGAGAAAGUUUGUGCACCCCUGAUCAUUUUCAUGAUUUUUCUUUAUAAAUCAUUGGUUGCUCGGAUGAGCAAUUUCAGUUAAAUAUAUCAUAUAGCAGAGGAACACAGUGAUAUUUGAAAAGUGAAAUUAAGUUUAUAGGAUUUAUAGAAAGUGUGUAAUAAUUAUUUACACAAAAUUAGGCAGGUGCAUAAAUUUGAGCUCCCCAACAGAAAAAUUACAUCAAUAUUUAGUAGAUCCUCCUUUUGCAGAAAUAACAUCCUCUAAACGCUUCCUAUAGCUUCCAAUGAGAGUCUGGCUUCUGGUUGAAGGUAUUUUGGAUCAUUCUUUUUUACAAAACAUCUCCAGUUCAGUCAGGUUUGAUGGUUUCCGAGCAUGAACAAUCCGCUUUAAAUCACACCACAGAUUUUCAAUAAUAUGCAUAACAUUGUACUUGUUCAGCGCAACUUCAACUUUCUCACUGAUUCUUGAACGUUGUUCUCAAGAAUCUGCUGAUAUUGACUGGAAUCCAAAUAAACCCUCAGCUUUAACAAGAUUCCCAGUACCUGCACUGACCCCACAUCCCCACAGCAUGAUGGAACCACAACUAAAUUUUACUGUGGGGAGCAGUAAAGUGUUUGCCUUGUAAUUUUGUGUUCCUUAUCAGCCAUGCAUACCGCCCUCCAAAUAACUCAAUUUUAGUUUCAUCAGUCCACAGCACCUUAUUCCAACAUGAAGCUGACUUAUCCAAAUGUGCUUCUUCUGAAAAAGCUAUUCAAAUUAAUAAAAAAACAGGGGUGCCCAGAUUUAUGCACAUGCCUAAUUUUGUUUAAAGAAUUAUUGCACACUUUCUGUAAAUCCUAUAAACUUCAUUUUGCUUCUCAAAUAUCACUGUGUUCGUCUGAAAUAGAAUGUAUUUAACUGAAAUUGCUGAUCCGAUCAGCAAUCAGGGGUGCCCAUACUUUUUCAUACCACUGUAUUUAGCUCUGCUUGGCUUUGCAGAUGGCAGAGUGUAAUUAACAGAAGUAGUUUCAUUAGUAUCAGGUUGAUACUAAAUAAAUGAACACAUCUAAACAUUUGAUACCUGAAUAGCUUCCUCGCCAUCAUGCUGAUUGAAGCUGUAAACCCCUCCCCACCCCUAAUCUGACUGGAGGCCACAGCUGAGGUCUGCACUGAUUAGUGUAGUCGUCAUCAAUUAGUACAAUAAGAAUGUGUUUUUGAAUGGCAAAUUAAGAAAUAAGGAUGUGUUUGUGUGAUCCUAAAUGGGAGGAGCCAUGUGUAGAGCUGAAGCUAAGCCAUUCCUAACUAGGCAAGUGUAAAUUAAGUCUUUGCAUAAGGGAAAAACCAUUACAGGAAAUCAUGGUGUGGGGACUUAUUCAAACAUGAAACACUUGUGAGUGUGAACAGCUGGCAGUUGCUACAUUUUUUAAUAUUUUAACUAAAUCAGUUGUAAGCUGUCCAAGUACAUAUUUUGCUUGUGCAGUUCUAUAGAUGACCUGACAUCUGAGAUUUGAGUUGAGUUGAUCUCCACAGUCUAUUUGAAAUAAAUAGCAAGAGAUCCAUGUUUUUUAUGGAUACAAACAUGCCGUCUUAGUGCAGCCUUUCUUGGGUUUUAGGCAAAGACUGCACAAAACAACUGACGCAGUGUGGUUCCAUUCUUUUCCAUUCUAUAAAAAUGAAAAUAGAAUUGUCUGCGUGUUGUCAAAUUUGGAAUCAGAGUCUGUGCAUUAGAGACCAGUGGCAGAGUCAGAGGCAGAUAAACACAUUCCCUGAGCCCAGAACAGAUGUAUUAGAUGCCUUCAUUGACUCUACAGCACAACCUAAAGGAGGCAAAGCGUUAUUUGUUUCCACUGGACACCCGGUUUGUCUAUUAUUUUGGGUUUUUUUUUUAAUUAACAAAAGUAACACAUUUUUAAAAAUGUCUUUAUUUUAAUAAGUCAGCUUGCACCUGUGACAAUUAAAGGAAGAAAUAAUAACAUUUUAAGUGUUAUUUAGAAUUUUGGAGUACAAAUACUACCGAAAGAUCCUGUGUGUUUCAGCAAAACGGUUUCAGUCACUUCAAGUGUAACCCUACUUUCCCACAGUAUAUUAAAAAAAUAAUAUUUUUUUAGGAGAAAAUGUGCCAAUAUUAGCACAGGAAUACUAGAUGUUAGAAUUUAAAUAAAAUUAGCACUAAGUCUGUGAUGGCUUUACCUCUUAGAGAUGUGGCAUCCAUUAUUUCUACAGUCACUGGUUUUAACCAAAGUGUGUGCAUUCCACUUAAAACCAGGACUGAUGAAACGACUAAAUCUCCUCUGGUUUUCCAGUUUUGUUUGUGUGUAUCUUAAUUAAAUUCUCUGAUGUUUUAAGAUAUUUUGCUCCAGUAGUGGUGGGAAUGUUAUUGCUCUGAAAAAAUACAAACGUGCCUUAGAGUGAAAGAGCAAUCUCACAAAAAAAAUAUUUUUUUCAAAUCCAAAGACUUGUCCUUAAGUAAGGUGAAAGAAUUGACUGUUAUUUGGGCUGUGGAGAAAGAGGCUGAACAGAUUGCACAAGUACCCAGGCUCAAGCAUUUCACAGUUCUGCACUCUUGAACAGCAACCACCAGGCAUUGUACAUAUAUAUUGUAGUUUCAUACUGUUUAUUGUGUCAAUCAUGAAGUUGUUAAUGACCAUAUAUACAGUCUAUGCUACUGUAAGUUCACUUAGGAAAGACACUUUGCUCUAAACUUUAGAUGCGUAUGCCACAGCCUCAGGCUGGCCUGGAUGAGUUUUGAAUGAUAAAGACAGAGGACAAAAAUAGCAAAGCUGGCGUAAAUGAUCCGUUGGCAUCAUUUGAAAUAUUGCUCACGACUAGCAAUAUCGAUUGUUAUAACUGUUUUAGAAUCAAGUUCCUGCCUCUAAACCACUCAUGUCAGUGCCACUAGCUAUGCUUUACACUAACCAAUAUGAAUUACUAGCUAUUACUCUACUAUGAUUUGCACCUGACCAUGAGGGCAUCAAAGUCAUUUUCACCUUUCAAGAAUUUCAUAUUGAUCAUAUUGGACAUUUUAAUAUGCAUCCUAAUUUUGUAGAUAGUAAGUGUUCUGCGCUUUGGGUCUGGUCAUGUAGCCAUUUUACAUUUUAUUAAGUAUUAUAUAGGCUGCUACCGAGUGGAGGAAUAUUGUCUAGGAUAAAUAGCUACCUUGGAAAUAAUAUUCUAUGAGUCUAAGGUAUAUUUAUUGUGAUACUCAACAGUACACUUUACGAAUAUAGAAUACUUUGAUGUUAAAAUGCAAUGGCUUUACACUAUACUAUGUUUAUAAAUAAACUGCUGAAAUCUGAA
This is a messenger RNA of Astyanax mexicanus (Mexican tetra), 8280 nucleotides long. It is a transcript of the gene limch1b, whose product is annotated as LIM and calponin homology domains 1b. Lineage: Eukaryota; Metazoa; Chordata; Actinopteri; Characiformes; Acestrorhamphidae. The transcript has 28 exons. The record is from RefSeq and is a predicted model, not a curated record. Bases 218 to 4120 code for a protein of 1300 amino acids. Gene Ontology annotation, cellular component: stress fiber. Gene Ontology annotation, biological process: positive regulation of stress fiber assembly; regulation of focal adhesion assembly. Gene Ontology annotation, molecular function: myosin II head/neck binding.